Messenger RNA from Bacillus rossius redtenbacheri, 10551 nucleotides. Its product is annotated as SUN domain-containing ossification factor. NCBI's taxonomy places the organism in Eukaryota, Metazoa, Arthropoda, Insecta, Phasmatodea, Bacillidae. Gene Ontology annotation, cellular component: cytoplasm; membrane. The transcript has 8 exons. Gene Ontology annotation, biological process: protein folding in endoplasmic reticulum. Bases 5647 to 9183 code for a protein of 1178 amino acids. The record is from RefSeq and is a predicted model, not a curated record.
UAUGUAUAUGUAGGUAUAUUAUAAAUAGUCAUUUUGUAAUAUAUGCUAAGCUAUUUACAGUGAAAUUCAUUAAAAAAACAUCUGCAAUUACUAUAUAUGUGCGCUUGUGUAAAAUCUUUUUCUUUCUUUCUUGAAGUUUUCCAUGACAAACGAUGCCAACUGCAAUGGCGCAUGCCCAAACAAGUGUAUUAAAUAAUGCACAACAGCCCUUCGUGGCCGGGGCGGUAACUCGCCGUACUGAGGGUCAUGGGUUUCAUCCUGACCCCAAUGUGUCAUAUGUGACACCGAGUUGGUUUCCCCCCACAUAAUCCUUGGAGUUGCCGUCGCCCAAAGCCGCGGUGCUAACAGUGGCGCGUCAAGACCUGCUCAGACUCGCAACUCGUGCAUCCCCCCUCCAAGGCCCGGCUGCCCGGGCACACGUGUGCUGAGCUUCAGAAGAAACCACGCCGAUUCGAGUAGUGUCUGUUUACGAAAAGCAUUUAAGGAUACCUUGUGGGCGGAUGAGUUAUUCUGUUUCCGUACUUCAUUUCUAAACUGUAUUUUUGAAGAGUGAAAAUGGCUUGAACACGUUUUCAGAAUAAUUUUUAGUCAUGAAACACCCGGUUCAGAUUUUGAAAACACCCAAAGGACUUUUAUUACACCUUUAUCUUCCUUUCUCCGCUAUAUUACGUUAUGGUUACCGUUCAGUUUCAGUUGCCCUACGCACAACGAGAAGACUCCGCGAACAUCCAAGAAAUAAAUUGUCAUAUCCUGCUCUGUAUGCAAACGUUUGUUGUGCGAUAAAGUCGUCAAACCUUAGACAACAUGGUUGCGCUAGUGAUGUUUCCGAAGGCGCUAGGCAGAGUGCUUCACAAUAAACGUUUAUUUACGAUGUUGCGUGCGUCUGCUUGUAAUUCCUUCAUUUUCCACACGUAACACAUGCAUUCUAAGCUGCCAGCGAGCAAAUUGUAAAUACGCGUUUCUGCGAUACAAGACAUGGUAAACAUCGAAUGUCUUGGACAUUCCCGCAGGAAAAAGCCGCGUAAUUACGAACACUCCGACCAUUGAUGACGUUCUGGUGGUAUAUACCGUAACCUUUGAGUGUGAAUACACAUAUUGGACGGCAUUUAUCGCACUGGUGCUACGUGUGUAUCAGUUGGUGGUGUGAAACUAAUAAGAGGUUAGCGAUGUAAUAAUUACAUUAUUAUUGAACUAAGUAUAAUAAGUAUUAAAUAAUUUGAAAUUUAUUUGCCCAAUUUUCUUUUUAUAAUAGUUAUGACUGUUAAGGAGCCGAAUAUAUUUACAAUGAAGUUUAACGUAAACAGUAUUUGAGGUUAGGAACUGUUACGGUAGUAUUUUUAUCAAUGGUUUUGUGUUUCCUUUGGCUACGGCCAUUUAGAUAUGUCUGGCAACUUCCUUGCCCUUGUCUUUGCCUUGGCGUGUCUCGUGGCGGUUUGCGAACUACAGCGCUAGUGGUAGUUGAACCCAUUGUUAAGCAUCUUGUGUUCUCGGGGCCGGCCUCUCCGCGCAUGCGCAGUGGAGAUGCCUCUCGGAACUAUGUUUUGGUAUACAGUUUGGAUUAACUCUUUGUAUGUAGCUUUUGUCGUGAAACCAUUAUUUGUUUUAUCCAUGAUUUUGAGAAAGUUAAUAGUUUGAUUGAUUUAUGAAUGCUAUUCCACAAAAUAGAGCAUUACCACAAAUGCUUCAUACAAAUAGUGUGAAAUGAAUCUGGGAUAUUUCGUCCGAGUACCCUUAAGAUUUUUUUAAUAAAGGAUUUUGUUCUCACAACGUGUGACGUGUGUGUACAUCGUUGUUUGCUUGAAAGCCAAGUGGCUUCAGUACAUGGCGUUUGGUUGGCACAGCGCCGUUUAAUAUUUGCCGGAGUACGGGAGGGUCGUGGUCACGUGGUAUUUGACUCGUGAGGAUCUUUGAUGACGCAGCGCGGCCGACUAUCGGCGGUGACCUCGCGACUACUGCCGCUGUCUUCGUUCCCGGAGCUUCUCGUCACACAACAGAUAGAUAGGGUGCAGCGUCACUGCACUCAUCUGUUCGACGAGCCAUUCAACUUUUAUACUUACAUCAUUUUUUCCCGCUCUACAUUAAAAAAAAAAAUGGAAAUUUUUAUUGAAGUAUGCAGCGAUAAGAGAGACGAAAAUUUUGCAACGUUGCUUUAGUGUGAUUUCAGUUGUACUUUGAUCCACCUAAGUCUGUAUUGUUUCAAGACUACGGUUUUUUUUUUACUGCUGUAGCUAUUUCUCAAUAAUCCCGUCUUUUAAGUUUCGUGCGUCCUGUCAAUGACUAAUCUCGUUCCGCUGCAAAUUGGACGUGGCACUGUAUAGUCAUGAGUCCGCGCUCGAGACAGCUUCACGGCAGCCAUGUGUGCCCUGUCCGACAAUCUGGCAUCAAGUCUGGAAUAUACCCGCAUUACUACACUGACUUUAAAUAUAAGUUCAUUUUUGACGUGAUAACGUCUUAUAAAUCGAUGACCGCCGGCUGCACGCACGAAAAAGCAUGACUCAUUGUCACGUUCCGCCUGAGCCGAGCGUGCAAGAACCGGCCAACCACCGUGCGAGAAAAUCUUCUAUACCUAAUAUCAAACAGGUUAAAGCUGGCUUUUUAACUAAUUGUUCGUGAUUAUAUUUAAACAAAUACUUUAAAUUAAAUUUGCAAAAACUCUAAGUAAUAUUUGAAAAUUAAAAAGUAUGCAAUUUUCCAUCAAUGUUUUCUUAUGACGUUAUCACGUAAAAUGAUAGUCCGUAAACCGACUUUACAGACAACGCCUCCCCCCUUUUUUUAGUGCGUUACGCAGCAAACUUACUAAACCAUUUUUGUGUGAGCUAGACAAAACUUAAGUAUUUAAAAUAUAUUUUCAGCUCCUUUCACGAAAUUCAUUUACCGUGUGCGUACGGCCUUGUAAGUAUUGAGCGGGGCUCGGCGAUCCUGACUCGUGCGUGCAUGGGCCGUUUUGUACGUCGCAAGGGAUUAUUCUAAAUCGUGGUUCAGGGGCAACGCUAAUCUGCGGCCGUACUGUUUGCUUUACCCCUGGCAGGGAAACGCAUAGUUAAUUAGUAUGCUGUGUAAACUAUUCUCUCUGUGUGCGUUGUCGUGUCUUGCCUCGAAAUGCGUAUGUAUGUUUAAACGCCGCGCCUCGAUUUAACACUGGAAGCCACUAGAAAGUUGCGUUAUAGUUGCGCCACUUCAUGCUCUCAGAGCACUAUCGGGAUUUCUUAUGGAACGAGCGGCUGAGGUGCGCUCAGCCAGAACGUGCGUAACGUUGUUACGCUAGGUGUGUGUGUGUGUGUUUGUGUGUAAAAACUUGAAGAAUAGAGCGAGAGGUGAAGUAUCAGAAAAUAUUUAUUACAACUGUUGCACGAAUAGGAUAAAUACAAUUAUUUUUGCAGCCUUGUGAACAUUUUGACUUUAGUUGGAUGGUUAUUCACAAGUCACGACCCGCUGCGAACAAACGGUGCAACGGAAUUAAAUAUUAAGUUCGUAAACAUUCAAUAAAAUGAUGUAAUUCAGGCUGCCAAAAUAAACUUGAUAGAGGAUUGACAAAGAGUAGAAAAACAAUUUAAUUUGAAUUGUCUCAUCAGUGUGAAAACGUGAUAUUAAAAUAUACUGCAGUAAAAUUCCAUUUAAAGUACAAUCCUGAUGAUCAGAAAACUAAGGGCAUUAUUUACAAAAAAAGCGUUACCACAUUACCAUAUACUUGACCAUCACAAACAUUAUUAAAUACAUAUUUACAAUCAACGACGAUGAUUAAACGUUAAACUGGUAAUGAUUAUUAAGUCUGGCAUUAUAAGACUUGUAUUACAAAAUACGUCAAUAAAUACCGCCCCGAAUACGGGCGUCACUAUCCAAACUGCCUCACCUUAGUAGUAUAGGAUAGCCGGUCCGAGUCGAGGUGCGAGGUGCCGACCGACUGACCUCUAACGUCACGACGGCCAUUUUGGUGUCGAAUUUCCUCAAAAUUCUUCAAAAAUGACUAAAAAUUUCUAGAAAUUUCCAUAUUUCGAGGGUAAAAUAGCCAUUUUAAGGAAAAAUUCCCAUUUUAUUUCUGAAAAAUGUCAACGGCUUGAAAAUUCCUAAAAGCGUCUUGAGACCUCUAAAACCAAGCCGCUCUAAGCUGCCGAGGUCAUGACCUUAACCUUGGGUGCCAUCGUUGCACUCGUUACGGCCGCCAUCUUGAAAAUCCGUAAUUUUAAAGCUAGAUUAUAGGGAAUAUUUUUAAAACUUAAUAAAAAUAUUUACUAAAUAAAAUUUUAAUAAAAAUAACUUCCACCAUUUUGAAAUUCGUCCGCCAUAAUUAAAUUCUAUAUUUUUAAAGCUAGAAAUGGGGAAAAUGUUCAAAAUUAAAAAAAAAAAUUCUUUGAAUAAAAUUUUAUAGUAAAAUUGGUAAAAAGUACUACUGGGUUCGACCCCGGCGAGGUCAGUCGAUUAAAAAUGGAGACUGAUUAUUCCUCCAAGGAAGCCACCGGCAGACUGACCUUUCACCGCUGUUGCCUGGACGUUCACCACCUUUUCGGCCGUUUUGGUCGCCAUUUUGGUAAUCUAUAAUUUAUAAACUAGAAUUUUUUUAAAAAUUCCAAAAUUUAUCAAAAAUAUCGCUUGUCAAAAUAACGAAUGAUUUGAUCGCCUCGGUUCGGUUCUUGAGUGAUGCAAUAAAGAUAAUCGAAUUAAAAUUGCUAAAUGAAAGUGACAGGUUCGAGGAAUAAAAGCACCAAAAAAUUACAUAGAAAAAAUUAUUAUGUAUAUUCCACUCUACUAAAAGAACACUUGCGAAAGCUAGCAAUCUAAUAAAUAUAUAGUUCUGCAUAGGCUUGAACUGACUAAUUCUCAGCUCCAAUUGGUUAACUGAAGACAGAGACCAGCCAAAUCCUUUCCUAACAUAGUCUUCCUCUUCCCGAAAGUAAUUGACCGAUUUGCGUGAUUUUAACUUUUAAGUUACUCUGAGUGGUGCUAGUUGAGUGUAAUAACUAUAAGGUUACUAACUUUGGUUGUACUGCAGUGUAAGCGCGAGACAGGCUGUAGAAGCUGCGCGGCUAUGCUGUGCUGCUCAUGUUUGUUUUGUUUAUAAGCUUUUUUAUUGCAGAUAUUGACGUAGUAUAUACAAUUGUACGAUAUACAUCUAUAACAUGAGAAAUACAUUGCUCCAAAAAUGUGUGUCUCGUUCAGUUCAAUUUGGAACUUAAUUUAGUCAUUGAUUUAGAUUAAUAUAAUGUAAUGAAACUGAUAACAUGUGGUGUUAAGCAAAUCCAGAAACCCCUACAUUUUCUUUUUAUAGUUAGAACGAUUUUUUUUUUUUUUUUUUGGUUUUCCGCGUUGGGCGUUUAUUUUAUUUCCCUUAUUCUGCACUACAUUGGUUUGCAUUUUUUGAUCAUAUCACUGUGCGCACUAGGAGACGGUGGAACCAUUGGUAAUUAUAUAUAGCUUUAGCGGAUAUGGUUUCUACUUAACCGCGAGCUGGCAGGCGGUUCUCGCGCGAGCGUGAUCGAUCAAGGUCAGCGGGCGGCGAGGACACGCCUCUCUCCCCUCCACCCCCGCCGCGCGGGUGUCGUGUGCGCCCCUGGCGGCGGCCCGCGCAGUUGCUCGGCGGACCGCGAGGAGGCGCCGCCUUAACAUUCCGUCUGCUGGGUACAGGCAGGAGUGUCUGCAGGCCACUAGGCCAUGGAGGGCUCUGCACCCUGCAGCCUGGGGCAGCUGAUGUGCUCCCGAGGGGAGCGUGCUGCGUGCCACCUGCUGCAGCUGGCAGCCGUGUACGUGGCGCUGGUGUGUGCGUGCUGGACUCUGCAGUCGGGCCUCUACAGCCGAAUAUCGGAAGCAACGCGGACUCUGUCGUUCGUGCUGGUAGACACGACAGCGUCGAGCACACACAGGGCAGAGUCCAUCUCGGCAUCUCGCAAGGUGAACAAGGUGACGCUGGCGGAGGGAAGGGACGAGAACAUCACGGGGCAGCUGCCCCCGAAGGAGGCGGCGGGCUAUGUCGUGCGUGCUGAGCCCAAGGUGCUGGCCCCCAGGCCCGAAGAGGGCACGGACUCAGCCGCAGCUCGGCUGCUCGAGGCGGAGAAUGCCGAGGUUCCUGAAGUGUUGUCGGAGGUGCACGUGGAAAGUGCUGAUGAGAGGUCUUCGACCGAAGAUAUCCCGUCAUUCAGCGAGUGGGCCCAGAAACAGCUGGCCGAGGCAGAGAAGAAGAAGGUUCAGAAUGUGUCGGUUCUGUCUGCUGGUGGCAGUGGGAAGAAACUGCGCUCCAAGAACUACGCCUCCCCGGACUGCGGGGCCAAGAUCACCGCAGCGAACCCCGAGGCGGGCAGCGCGAGCUCUGUGCUCUCUCCGUCGCGCGACGAGUACAUGCUCAACACCUGCACCAGUCGCGUCUGGUUCAUCGUCGAGCUGUGCGAGGCUGUUCAGGCCAAGAAGAUUGACCUAGCCAACUUCGAGCUGUUCUCGUCGUCACCGAAGGAGUUCUCGGUGUUUGUGAGCGACCGCUACCCGAGCCGGGACUGGCAGAGCGUGGGCCACUUCACUGCGCUAGACGAGCGCAACGUGCAGAGCUUCGACCUGCACCCGCACCUCUUCGGCAAGUACAUCAGAGUGGAGCUGCUCUCGCACUACGGGGCGGAGCACUUCUGCCCCGUGUCGCUGUUCCGGGUGUACGGCACCAGCGAGUUCGAGGUGCUGGAGACGGAGGAUGAGGUCCUGGAGAGGCUCCCGGACGUCGAUGAUGACGACGACGAGGAGCCCUUGGACAUGAUGGAGCCCGGAGACACGCCCAAGAACUUGUUCGGCAGCGCGAGGGAUGCUGUUCUCAGCAUCGUGAAGAAGGCAGCUGAAGCUCUGGGGCAGAGCGGCACCCCUCAGAACGAAACAGUUGCAGAGAGUCUGAAGCCCGUGGAGCCUGCAAAAGUAGUUGAAAGAUCUGAGUGGUGUUGCAGCCCCAGCCACAUCGUGGUGUGCGACAAUUGCAGCGAUGCCUUGUUCGGGAAGGUGUUUCAUCUGCUGAGCUGUCGCAGGCAUUACUUACAUUUGUUGAUAGACUUGCCUCUGGUGAGUGAGGGCAUACGCGAAAGUGAGCUGUGUGCAGAUUUCGGUCUGAACUUUGUGCUGCAGAAAAUAGGUGCACCGUACCCUCUGCGACCCAGGACUAACGGUGUCGACCACAGACGUUACGGGCGUACAGGGUUUCUUUCUGUCAUAUUUCCCCCUGAGUACAUCGCGGCCCUCUGCAACGUACUUGCUGUAGCUGAAAAGAAAGUCGUGCUGAACGUCAGCUACGAAACUGCUGAGGUUUUUCCCUUGAAUCUCACUUCAGAAUGGAAUAAUGCCACUAGUCCAGAAAACACGGCAUUUCACGAGUAUCUAGUCAGUCCUCAAACCACCUGCACUGCUGGUGUGGAGCAAACGUCACAACAUCUGGUGCAUGCGAGCAGUAGCAGUUUGGGCUCGGAAAUUUCUUCGAUAAAGGAAGCGAGUCCUGAGGCAGAUGUUGAAAGUGCAGCAUUAAAGAUCAAACCCACAAAAACAUUAUCAAAAAAUGGCUACGACCAGGGGGAGUUUUCAAAUUUUGGUUCGGUAUCACUUGUCGAUAGUUCGAAAAUUGAAACGAUCGUAUUUGAUAAAGUUACAAAUGCCAUCUCAACGGCGUCAGCAGCGGAGAUGUCUUCAGUGCUACCAGAUAGCCAGUCUGUGCCAGAAGCAUCUCCCGAACCGUUAGGUGUGAGGACUCAGGCAGUUGACGCAGUGUCUGAAUCACAGUUGCAACCAGAAGACAGCGAGGGAUCGGCAGAGGUGUACACGGAAGAACCUGACCUGUCUCUAGACACGCUAUUGUUGGAACUGAAGGACUUGGACCUUGAUACCAGCAGCACUUCUUCAUCGCCAGUCUCCAGCAGCAUGUCUGCACCAAGCGUCGUGCAGAAAGAGUCAGUGUUCCUCAGGCUGUCCAACAGAAUAAAGGCCUUGGAGCGGAACAUGUCUCUGAGCGGCCAGUACUUGGAAGAGCUGAGUCGACGCUACAAGCGCCAGAUGGAGGAAAUGCAGAGAGCGUUUGACCGCACGCUGGCAGUGGUCGCUGAGGAGAGCCGCAAGGGGGCGGAGAGGGAGAGCGUGCAGGCUGAGAUGGUCCAGGCCUUGCAGAGACAGGUGGCAGCACUGUCCUCUGUCAUCGACACCUUGGUGGCAGAGCACGACAGUUGGCAGCGCAAAUUGUUCCAGCCGUCGAGCCUGCUGCUGAUGGUACUGGCUGGGCUCGUGAUGUACUUCACUUGCCGAGGCCACGCCCCCCCUCCCACCGCCGCCGAGGACGGGGCGAGCUUGAGAGCGAGGAGACCGAGGAGGCGCAAGUCUGCGGAGGGGCUGAUGGGACAUGCGGCGAGCCGGCUCGGCAAGAGGCGACGCCCCAGUGAGGAAGCCCUCCACAUACUGGGCACGUAUAAAGAUUUAUUGAUAUCGGAACCCACGACCACGGAAUUGACUAGCAGAUCAUCCUUGCCCACGGUGGAUGGCAAACGCAAGAAACGUAAGAAGAAGCUGUUGAGUACACAGGAGGAGGCCAAGUCGAGGCGACAGUCAGACAGCUCGAGCGUCAGCCCUGUGGUGGUGGUGGGGGACAAGGUUCUGCCGAGGCGGGCCAGCUUCUCAGACCUGGUCCGGUCACACAGCAGCCCUAAAGAGCGGACGAUAGUUAGCAUCAAUGAGCAAGAUGUCUGGGUAUGUGAUGAUCCCGACGUGGUCGUCUGCAACUCUGCCGAUUGUGUGGGUGCUGAUGAAUCUCCUAGCUGCAGAGGCGUCGUGGCACUGAGCGAUGACGCGAGGACUGACCUCGCCGGUAAGGCUCUGCCGAAGGUGGACCCCGGCAGGUCCGCAAAUGGCACCGGCACCCAGCCACGCGGGUUGUCGUCGCCCAGCUACAUGAAGACGGCGCUGUCCGCGCGGAACAGCAGGAAGGCGUGCGGCCAGGGCGCGCCUGAGCCGGGACUCCCGGCCAAGCUCAAGUCGGACAACUGGCGGAAGCUGUACCGCUCGAGCCAGCCGUCCCUGCCCACACUGCUGCGCAAUGGCGAGGGGCAGGGGCACACGAACGGCAGUGCGGAUGGUGUGGAGCUGCUACGGCUGAACAGCAGCGGCGACGACACGGAGCGGGAACACUUUGCCAAGAAAAUUGGUGGUGGGGGGCUAAGGAAAAUGGUCAAAAGGUUUUUCGAAUGAAUCUCGCAGGGCCUAGCCUUCAUUCCAUCUGUUAUAGUAGAUAGGAAUGUUACAUUUUUGUCUCGUGUACCAUCGAAUGUGCACAAUCAUUGAAAUUGUAAAGUGUGUUUAAAAAUGAAAAUUGGAAGUGUGAUAUUGAUAAUCAUAGAAGAAUUGACUGUGAAUAAAGAUCUCUUGCUUUAUUUAUAAAAUUAAAUAUUGUACAUAUUAUUUUUUGCAUCACUGCGUGAUAAACUGAGCUAAGUAUUUAAUUUUUUUGAUACUAUAAUAGAACAAAUUUUUUUUUACUUGUGUAAACCACUUGACCAAACCUGUUAAAAGUUGAAUAGGUUCAGUAGUCAUUAAUUGAUAAAGAAACACUGGAUGAGCAGACAUGUAUUUACACUAAUACAGUUCUAUUAAACUGUUGAUGGUUUUUGCAUGUACCUACCUUUAUCGUUACAAUGUGGGUUAUUAUUUUUUUUGCAUGGGUACUUGUUUCACAGAUUAUUGUUUCAGUAUCCUCCAUUUUGGUUGUGUAGGAGCAGUUUUGUUUUAGGAUGUAGAGGAAAUAAUUCUUUAAGUUAUUUCCUUGCAAUGCACAUAACUUAUACCAAACAGGUACUAAGAUAUGGUUAAUCUUCUGUAGUGUUCUAUCAUGCAACCAUAGCAGUAUCUGUGACAGGCAUCAUGGUUACACAUUGGGAAUUUAUAGUUAUGGAUUGAUAUGUAGGAAUUAUCUCCUUACUAAAAAUAUGGGAGCAGCAUGAAAUAAGUCACUGGUAGUGAAUUGAAUGCGAUACGUAAUUAUUACUUAAUAUUCUUGUCUGAAGUAAAAAUCUUGUAUUCACCUACACAGCUUGGAACCACUUGUACGUAAAAUAACACCUACUUUCAAAGUAAUUGAUGAAAGAGGCUGCUGCCAAAAAGUAGUAGGAGUGAGCUCAUGACAUUCAGAUAGUAUUUUAGCUUUCUCUUUUUUUUAUUAGUAUUGAAUUCAAGACAUUUUUGUAUGAUAAUUUAGAAGGUUUCGGAUCUUUAUUAAAACCUAUUUUACAAUCAUAGGGAAAACAAUGUACAGAUUUUACUUUACUAAAAUAGACAAUGUUAAUAAUGUACAAAUAAACAAACUCAAGAAGUAAAUGUGAUUUUCAUACAUUUAUCUUUUCUGAUUUAAUGAAAUAUAAUAUUAUAAAGCCAACAAAAAUGUUCUUGUACUAUAAUGCAAAUAAAAAUUGGCAAAAGGCAACAAAGAAAAAUAAGGACUGCGGAGUUGGGGUGAGGCAAUAAUCAGGCAUCUGCGGUUAUAUUACAUGUUUUGUUUGGCUGUCUUCCUUCAAUAACUAUGUAUUUUUGUGUAACUUAAUAAAUUUUAAUCUUUGAAACUAA